Messenger RNA from Gossypium raimondii (Peruvian cotton), 384 nucleotides. RefSeq names its product secreted RxLR effector protein 161-like. The record is from RefSeq and is a predicted model, not a curated record. The transcript has 4 exons. Bases 1 to 384 code for a protein of 127 amino acids. NCBI's taxonomy places the organism in Eukaryota, Viridiplantae, Streptophyta, Magnoliopsida, Malvales, Malvaceae.
AUGGAGGUAUAUGAGAAGAGACUUCACCUGGAGGGGCGACGCCAGGAGUACGACAAGAGUGCCAAGCCUGUUAGUACUCCAUUAGCAACCCACUUCAGACUUUCAUCAGCUUUGUCUCUGCAAUCAGAUGAUGAGAUUAACUACAUGUCACGUGUUUCAUAUUCUUGUGCAGUGGGAUCUCUCAUAACUAGAGAUGGAGUCAUUGGAUAUGUUGAUUCUGAUUUUACUAGAGACCUUGAUAAAAGUAGGUCUCUCACAAGGUAUGUCUUUACUAUUAGGGGUUGCACCAUCAGUUGGAAAGCCACUUUGCAGACUAAAGUUGCUUUGUCUACUACUGAAACUGAGGACAUGGUGAUUAGUGGGGCUUGUAAAGAAUCUAUGUAG